AUGUUGCAGCGCAUAAUUCUGCUUAUUGAAAAGCUCCUGCCAGCUCCUCACAACGACAUGGUAAUUGAUAUUCUCUUCAAACUAGCUACAUGGCAUGUCCAUGCGAAGCUCUGUUUACACAUGUCAAAAAGUCUUCUGCUGUUCCGCCAGUCAACAAAACGUCUUGGUAUGGUUGUACGCCAGUUCCGCAAUACAACAUGUGACACAUAUCACACCAUGGAGCUGCCAAAGGAAGAGGCUGCACGUGGACAUCGAGAAGCUACGAUGAGUGCUAAUGUGAAGUUGUCUGCGACUUGGAAGCAAAACGCAGCUGCACCAAGGGGUCCCAAAGUGAAGAAACUCAAUCUGCAGACUUACAAGUGGCACGCACUGCCUGACUAUCCACCAACCAUCGAACGAUAUGGAACUACAGACAACUACACAUCUCAAAUCGUAUGUACCAUCAUUUUUUGCGUAAUAUUCAAAUGA
Molecule: messenger RNA, 468 nt
Organism: Laetiporus sulphureus 93-53
Lineage: Eukaryota; Fungi; Basidiomycota; Agaricomycetes; Polyporales; Laetiporaceae
Exons: 1
Coding region: 1-468 (155 amino acids)
Source: RefSeq, a predicted model, not a curated record